AUGCUGCGAUCUGAACUUGAGCGAAAACAAUGGGAAGACAUCAAGUGUCCCGAGUGCGGCGCUGUUCUUCAGUACCAAGAAAUACAAAAAUUCGCAGACAACGAUACGAAGAAGAAGCUGGACACUCUGAUAAUACAACGUGCCAUUCAAGACGAACCCAACUUUCUAUGGUGUUCGUCUGAUUGUGGUUUCGGCCAGCUUCACGAGGGCGGCAGCGACGAGCCAAUCAUGAGGUGCAACUCAUGCGGCAACUUGACUUGUUUUAAACACAAAAAGCCUUGGCACAAAGGGUUGACAUGCGAGCAGUUCGAUGAAAAAGAAGCAGCAUCAGCACGCCAUAAGGAAGAGAAUGCAGCCAGUACAAAUACCAUCAAGCAAGUUACAAAGCCUUGCCCCAAUUGCAAGGUUCAUAUUCAGAAGAAUGGAGGAUGGUGA
This is a messenger RNA of Trichoderma gamsii, 435 nucleotides long. RefSeq lists its product as hypothetical. The transcript is spliced from 2 exons. The coding region runs from base 1 to 435 and encodes 144 amino acids. The record is from RefSeq and is a predicted model, not a curated record. Gene Ontology annotation, cellular component: ubiquitin ligase complex; cytoplasm. Gene Ontology annotation, biological process: ubiquitin-dependent protein catabolic process; positive regulation of proteasomal ubiquitin-dependent protein catabolic process; protein polyubiquitination. NCBI's taxonomy places the organism in Eukaryota, Fungi, Ascomycota, Sordariomycetes, Hypocreales, Hypocreaceae. Gene Ontology annotation, molecular function: ubiquitin conjugating enzyme binding; zinc ion binding; ubiquitin protein ligase activity.